AUGAACAGCGUGAACAUGAAGAUAACAUUCAAAAUGAUGCAGAAGGUAGCGGUCGCAGUGCUCACGUUCGCGGCGCUGGCUCGGGCGGCGCCUCAGGAGGGCUACAACUACCCGACGCCCGGGGUUCAAGGACUGCCUCUGGCCGGGUCCGGUUCGGGUUCCGGACAGUUCUCUUCUGGGUCCGGGUUCAGGCAGGAACAAUACCCUUCCGUGCCCGCCCAGUACGCCUUCCAGUGGGACGUGAACGACGCGCCUUCAGGGAACUUCUUCGGCCACGGCGAGCAGAGAGAGAAUGACGACACUAAGGGAAAGUACUACGUGCAGCUUCCCGACGGACGCCGCCUGGUGGUUGAGUAUUACGUGGACAGCAACGGCUUCCACCCCACCGUGUCCUUCGAGGGCCAGAUCACGGCCGGAGGUCAGGGCCAGUAUGGCCAGGAAGGAAUUUCAGUGUGGGUAUGA
Messenger RNA from Penaeus monodon (black tiger shrimp), 462 nucleotides. Its product is annotated as pro-resilin-like. The record is from RefSeq and is a predicted model, not a curated record. The transcript is spliced from 5 exons. The coding region runs from base 1 to 462 and encodes 153 amino acids. Lineage: Eukaryota; Metazoa; Arthropoda; Malacostraca; Decapoda; Penaeidae. Gene Ontology annotation, cellular component: extracellular matrix.